AUGGAUAUGGAAGAAACUAGUCCGAACAGUGGUUGGCCUCUACGGGCGAUAAGCCUAUGGGACAUCAAGAAUCAAGAAAUAGGAUUAUCAAUAGAUGAAAUUGAACGACAUAUUACAUAUGUUAAAAGUGAUUUAAAUUUUGCAGCGAAAUUAGUUUAUGAUCGAAAACUUAAUGAUCCAUUGUAUAUGAAUGAUUCAUUUAUAUUGAAUAAAGAUUUAGCUGAUGUACUUCAUAUUGAUUUUGAUAUUUUUAAUAGUCUUGAAAAUUAUCUAUGCAAACAAGGUUUUAAUUCAUUGGCAUUGAAUGUACGCAAUGAUAUUGUUUACUUGAUUGGUACAGGAGUUAUUCUUAUUUGGCUUGUUCUUCAAACAAAAUCAACACAACAAAAUACAUUUCAAUUUUUAUUUGAUAUUAAACAAGUUCAAGUAAAUGCUGUUUGUUUUUUUUUUCGUUUUCUAAAUUAG
Molecule: messenger RNA, 465 nt
Organism: Rotaria sp. Silwood2
Lineage: Eukaryota; Metazoa; Rotifera; Eurotatoria; Philodinida; Philodinidae
Source: the annotation of a GenBank genome assembly